This is a messenger RNA of Aegilops tauschii subsp. strangulata, 3497 nucleotides long. Lineage: Eukaryota; Viridiplantae; Streptophyta; Magnoliopsida; Poales; Poaceae. The record is from RefSeq and is a predicted model, not a curated record.
GAAGAGAGAAAGUGCAAGUAUCUGAAUCAUUUGUCACCAUGGCAUUUCAUUCUGCAGAUGAGAUAAGAAGCGAACAAGGUGCACGCCUAUAAAUGCCUUCCUCAAGUGAGCAUUUGGACUCCACACACAAUACAACACAGCACAGAAGCAGAGAGGAGGAGCAAGAAGAAGAUCGGCGGCGAUGGAGUACGAGUACCAGUACAUCAGCGGCGGCGCCGGCAGCUUCGCCAAGGAGAAGAGGCCUCCGGCGAAGAGGGGCCAGGUCAAGCUCCAGAUGGUGAGGGCGCUGAGCAACCUCGUGUCUCCCACCGGCGCUGCUGAUGGCUCCAAGCAAGCCAAUCGCAACAGCUUCAGAAGGGAAACAAGCUAGUACACCUGAACAAAAUGCAUGGUAGAUGGGUAUGGUGUGUGUGUGGGACAAGGUGAUGUUUUUCUUCUGAGGAUUUUAGCAGGAUAGUCUCUCUGUUUUUACAUGGAGAACCUGUCUGAUCCGCUGUACUGUUACUUGGGGUCUCAUGUUAUAUACGAAUCUUGGGUGUGCACGACAUCAAUGUGUGCUUGAAGUAGCUCACCCUAUAUGCAAAGGAGAAACUGGGUACCAGCGCACCCUAUAUGCAAAAAAAGAUAGUAAUUCAAAAAAAGUUGAAAAAAUUCCAAUUCUUUUUUGGUAACAAACAUGAUUAAGUAUUGUAGUCGUAUAAAAAGAUUCGUCAGAGAAUGACUUUCAUUGCAUCCUGGGUCGAAGAUUUGACAAAAAAUGCUAUAUACAAGUACCAUACACGCUAUAUUAUCGUCAUAAACUUGUCUUUUUUGCCCUGAAGUGAAUAGGAAUCAUUUCUUUUCCAAACUUUUUAUACGAGUACAAUACCUGAUCAUCUUUGAUUCCAAACAAGAUUUAGAAUUUUUUGAACUUUUUUUGAAUUACUAAUUUUUUUUGCGCAUAUAUGGUGCGUGGGUACCCGAGAGCACCAAGUUCUCGUCCAUCUUUCAAUUAUCUAAUCUCUCAGGUUGUUGCAACUUGGAAGAGGCAAAAAUGCAAAUGUGAAGUGAAAAGUUCCAAUUACCUAAUUUCUCGCAUUCUUUUUGUUAUUAACUAAUCUCUUAUAUUCUUGGAAGAGAUAAAAUGCAGAUAUGAAGAAAAAACCUCGAACCUAGCGUUACUUUUUUGUUUUUGAAAGUAAACCCGGGGCUCCAAGCUAGGUCUCCAAGCUAUUAUGAUGUAAAAGGCUUCAGUUAAUGAAUCAAUAUGGUUCUUCCAAGCAAGCCCAUGGGUUUUCAACACAAGUAGACCUGGUUUAAAUAUUUAUCGGUUCAAGUACUAAAUAAAAUCUGCAUGAUUCCAAUCAAAGAACAUGAUAUUUGUUACUCCCUCCGUUCCAAAAUAGGUGUUGUAAUUUUAGUUCACUUAUUUUAAAACAGAGGAAGUAAUUUAGAAGACCUCUCUUUUAGAUAAUAUGAUGCUCAACUUUAAUACGGAUUAGGGUAAGGAAAAGAUAAAGUACCAUCUAUAAGCUGUAAAUAGAGAAUGAUUGUAUAAAAGAAUGAUUGUGUACAUACCUAGGCCGUGAGGUUUUGGUUCCCUUUAAAGGCAUUUCUAGCCGAUCCCAUAAAAGUUAAUGGAGUAUAUAUAUGGGGCGCGCGGAGAUGUUCCUGGAUCUGAAAAAAGGCAGCCCACCCGAACUUCCAGUAAAAGAAAAAAAUCCCUCGGCGCCCAUCAUACCCACUCCCCCGGCCCCCCGCAUCCUCCCACAACCUCCCCGACCAACCUCCCGCCGCCGCCUACCUGGCUCCGGCGCGCCUCUCACGACUGGCGCCUCCCGCCGCUUCCCCACGGCUCCGGCGUGCUUCCCGCCUCCACUUAACUCCGGCCACCUACCACCGCCGCGCUGCCGCGCGGGAUCGCGCCGUUGGGCGACAUCUUCCCGCCGCCGCGCGAGAUCCCGUCACCGUUGGGCGACAUCUUCCCGCCGCCGCGCGAGGCCCGUCCGCCGCCGCACCACCACCGCACUCCGCAGGACCGGCCAGCCCCUCCCCUGUCGCUCAGUUCAACCUCGCCGGCCAACGCGGUCCACCGUGUCGCCUGGAUUCCAAUCCAACCCGCCAACCCGCGCGACCAAGUUCCUCCACCCGUCUCGGCUACUACCAGGACCACCACCUGCCCGGUCUUUGUGGCAUGUGGCUGCCCAGCACAUCGACGCCUGCAAGACAUAUUUGCAGGUGCAAAAAAGUUGGAUGUAGUGAUAUGUUCGUUCAGUAUCACAGGUCCUUCAAUGUUGGAAAAAAGAGUUUUCUUCUCCAAAAUGCAACAACGCCGUGAAAUGCUAAUUCUUCUUGUGUGCUUCUGUAAAGCCUUGUGUUUCAGUCACCACCAUGACGAACCAGCUCGUCCUAUUCUGCAGAAGCAAUUCGCAUGAUAGUUUUUAGGCGGAAUGCAGUUCAGAGGUAAUGGGGAAUCAAGGUUCGGAGAUAUAUUUUUAGUACAUUCAGAUUGCUUUUUCAGUGCACUGCAGCCAAAUCCGUUCUGAAGGCCAAACUGCUGACGUUUUAUUUUAUUUUAUUUUACAAACUAAGUUGCUAUCGGUGGUAGAACUUGGGAUUUGGGCACACAAGGAAGAAGACGGAAGAAGAAAAAUGGUGAGUUGGAGAUUGCAUGUUCGUUGCACAGAAGGAUAAGAUCAUUUAGGUUUUAGCUAGGUAACACCUAGUGGGGUAAAAAAAGCAUCGCUUUGCCGCACACACUAAAAUUCUUGAUUGUUUCUUUAUGUAUGAGCAUCAGACUUGAUUUAAUUGUGAGGUGAUUCACUGACAGUAAUUUUGUUCUCCUUUUUGUUUAUUGGUGCAUGCGAGAUGUUUUUCAUGUUAUGAACAUAUUGCUUUGCGAGAAGGUCAUGUACGACUACCGAAGGAGUUUAAAAAUCACUCACCACGAAGAGAACAGAUGAGCAGCGCACAGGCUGUUCAACUUCGCCACCUCAGGCCGUGCUACUCCGCCCAUGUGAGCAAAAGGAGACUAGUUUCUUCUUAACUUUUAUUCUGCACUUGUACGAUGCAUUUUGUCCCAGUUAUUAGGUGAUUUUUUUCCUUCACUUACAUUGUGUUCAACAAGGCAGAAAAGUUUGCCUACAAGUUGUUCCGGGCUGAGGGCGCAGUGCCAAGCUGCAGCCCGUAAUGCUGUUGACGGCCAGGUGCUCCAUCACGGGCAGUUCAAAAAUACUAAUGCUAGUCGGCCGUAUAGGUUCAGUAGUGGUAUAAUGCUUCUGGUCUUGAUGUUUGGCCGUACUUGAGGUAACAUGCUUGAGGUUCAGCUUGGUACAGUAUAUGGGAGCAGUUUGGAUUUGGUCUUUUUCUGCAGUUUGGCACCAUGUUAUAUGUAUUUUAUACUGCACAAAAUAUAUAGCACUUAGAGUCAAAUUUGUUGUGCAAGUGCGGAUGCUCCAUAGGUGCUUGUUGUAAUCCAAAAUCCAUUGAAAACACAGUAAAGUUCGUAUGUUUAAAAA